UCAGUAGGUUGGUACUGUUACUAUACGUUUCGGAGGCUGAUACAAAUUAGUAUCCCUUAUUUUUAUUAAUCGCAAUAAGAGCCAUGUGUUGAUUGUAGUUAAAGCAAUAAGAGGUACCCUCUGUCAAAAUGAUAGGGGGUUUAUUCGUCUAUAAUCAUAAAGGAGAAGUACUCAUUUCUAGAGUGUAUAGAGAUGACAUUGGACGAAAUGCAGUUGAUGCAUUUCGUGUCAAUGUUAUCCAUGCUAGGCAACAAGUACGAUCUCCUGUUACUAAUAUUGCCAGAACAUCAUUCUUUCAUAUAAAACGUGCUAAUAUCUGGCUAGCUGCUGUUACCAAACAAAAUGUUAAUGCUGCAAUGGUUUUUGAAUUCUUGUUAAAAAUUAUUGAUGUUAUGCAGUCAUACUUUGGUAAGAUUUCUGAAGAAAAUAUCAAGAACAACUUUGUGUUAAUCUAUGAACUAUUGGAUGAAAUCUUGGAUUUCGGGUAUCCACAGAAUUGUGAUACUGGAGUGUUAAAGACAUUUAUUACUCAACAAGGAGUAAAAUCAGCAACAAAGGAAGAACAAGCUCAAAUAACUUCGCAAGUCACUGGUCAAAUUGGAUGGAGAAGAGAGGGUAUUAAAUACAGACGUAAUGAAUUGUUUCUUGAUGUUCUCGAGUAUGUAAAUCUUUUAAUGAGUCCUCAAGGACAAGUAUUAAGUGCACAUGUUGCUGGAAAGGUUGUGAUGAAAUCUUAUCUGUCUGGAAUGCCAGAAUGUAAGUUUGGAAUCAAUGAUAAAAUGUUUAUGGAAGUUAGAGCUAUGAAAGGUGGCAGUGGUUUGGGUGGUGGCGGAGAUGACCCUACCGGUGCUAGAUCUGGGAAACCUGUUGUUGUAAUCGAUGACUGCCAAUUUCAUCAGUGUGUCAAGCUUAGUAAAUUCGAGACAGAACAUGCCAUCAGUUUUAUUCCUCCUGAUGGAGAAUUCGAGUUGAUGAGAUAUCGUACAACGAAGGAUAUAUCAUUGCCAUUCCGCGUCAUUCCAUUAGUACGCGAAGUAGGGCGUACAAAGAUGGAAGUAAAAGCAGUACUGAAAUCAAACUUUAAGUCUUCUCUGUUGGGACAAAAGAUCGAAGUUAGGGUGCCUACACCACUGAAUACCGCUGGCGUACAAUUGAUUUGCUUGAAAGGGAAGGCAAAAUACAAAGCAUCCGAAAAUGCUAUUGUAUGGAAAAUUAAGCGCAUGGCUGGCAUGAAGGAAACUCAGUUAUCAGCAGAAAUCGAUUUGCUAGAAACGGACACGAAGAAAAGGUGGACCCGACCACCGAUAUCGAUGAACUUCGAAGUACCGUUUGCGCCCUCUGGAUUCAAAGUUCGCUAUUUGAAAGUAUUUGAAUCUAAAUUGAACUAUUCUGAUCACGACGUUAUAAAAUGGGUGAGAUACAUAGGUCGAAGUGGUUUGUACGAGACACGAUGUUAAUAAUGUCUCAUCGCAUUAAUUGUAAAUGAAUAAUCUCAAGACAUAAAUACGAUUUUCUCAAAAUUAUAUCUUUGCGGCGCAUAUGUAAAAGAGUUUUCUGAAAUAUUCAGAUUAACUGGCACAUGGUUGAAAGAAUAGAAGAAUGGAUACCAAGGGGGGAAAAUCUUUGUGCCAAUGUUUUUUGUAACCUGAUUUUUCGUGUAUUAUAUUUUAUUGAAGGAUGUUUGAGUUUUUUUUUUAAGAAACUUUUAUGCACUAUUUUAUUCAGUCUGGAUUUUAGUAAACUUCCAACUUUUGUGAAUGUUAGUAUUUGUAAUUUCAUGCAUCGAAUUAGAUUUUAAUCUUAAAUAUACAUGUGCUAUAUCAUACCUCAUUAUACAUUAUGUUAAUGAUAUUUUUUAUUCUUU
Molecule: messenger RNA, 1864 nt
Organism: Eufriesea mexicana
Lineage: Eukaryota; Metazoa; Arthropoda; Insecta; Hymenoptera; Apidae
Gene: AP-2mu
Product: adaptor protein complex 2, mu subunit
Exons: 5
Coding region: 129-1457 (442 amino acids)
Biological process (GO): vesicle-mediated transport; intracellular protein transport
Cellular component (GO): clathrin adaptor complex
Source: RefSeq, a predicted model, not a curated record